CUCAAUUCCCCGCUCCUGAGACCACCACGAGGCUUGGAUCCCUUUGCCAACCCGACCCUACAUGUGGGGGCCCCCGACUGUUCCUGCGUGCUUCUCCAUGGGGGACGUGCCCCCCUUUUCUUACCGUUCGAGAGCGUGGCCUCAAGUGCCCUCCCCAUGGACCCAGUUCGCGAACACCGGGCCAUCGGCUUCUCAGAGGCCCACCCGGUCUUUUUUCUUUUCCCACAGCCAACAGGAGAGGCUAGGCCGUAAGCGAUACCACCUUUCCACAACUCCACGCCGCCUUUUUUUCUUCCCCCAAGGCUAGGCCGUAUUCGAUCUUACACACCAAAAGGGGGCUUCAGGAGGCUGUAGACUAUAUAAGCCGACUACUUCUUCCCCCCCUGAACGUCGGGUCAAACGACGGUGUUCCAGGAUUCUCCCAGGCUGUCCAGAGCCGAGACAUCCCGAAAGCAAAGACUACGUGCAGCACCAACAGGCAGUCGCUGUUCAAUCUCGGGCUUUGUUGAUUAUCCCGCCCCAUAUUCCACGGCUCACUCAGCCUUGCGAUCAGAGCAAAGCCAUCACCAUGGUGAACCCAGUCGAGGAACUCGCCACGCUGCCGGGCGGCGACACGCCCUGGUACAAGCAGUCCCACCUGCGGAAGCUUAACUUCAUCACGCUGUCCAUGGUCCUGUUCUCCUCAGCCAACGGCUACGACGGCUCAAUCAUGGGCGGCCUCCUCGCCCUGCCGCGCUGGAACACCUUCAUGCACAAUCCCUCAGGCGCCUACCUGGGCUGGAUCACGGGCAUCUACUGGGUCGGCAACGGCAUCGCCUUCCCCGUCGCAGCAUGGCUGUCCAACAACUACGGGCGCAAACUCGGCAUCUACAUCGGCUACCUCUUCCUGGUCCUCGGGGUCGUCAUGCAGGCCGCGGCCCAGAACGAGGUCACGUUCACCUACUCGCGGCUGUUCGUGGGGAUCGCGGCCUCGUGGCUGGGCAACUCGGCCCCGCUGCUGAUCAACGAGAUCGCGCACCCGAGGCAGCGCUCCGUGGCCAACGCGCUGUUCAUGGUCGGCUGGUACUUUGGCGGGACGCUCUGCGGCUGGGUCACGUUCGCGUGCCGCGACAUCCCGUCCGACUGGUGCUGGCGGAUCCCCGUCGUGCUGCAGAUCGUGCUGCCCUUCAUGGCGCUCCCGGGCUUCCUGCUGUCCCCCGAGUCCCCCCGCUGGCUCAUCAGCGUCGACCGCGUCGAGGAGGCCACCCAGAUCCUGGCGACGCACCACGCCGGCGGCGACAGGGGCGACCCCCUCGUGUCGUACCAGGUCGUCGAGAUCCAGGCGACCAUCACGGCCGAGAGGGAGGCCUCCAGCAGCGCCUCGUACGCGGACAUGGUGCGCACCCCCGGCAACCGCCACAGGCUGUUCAUCUCCAUCAGCCUGGGCAUCUUCGCGCAGUGGGCCGGCAACGGCGUCGUCUCGUACUACCUGCCCCUCGUGCUCAACUCUGUCGGCGUGAGUUCCGUCACGCACCAGACGCUCAUCUCGGCGUGCCUCAACGUCUGGAACCUGCUGUGGGCCAUCGCGGCCGCGACCAACGUGGACCGGCUGGGGAGGCGGUUCCUGUUCCUCACCUCGGCGAGCACCAUGCUGGUCAGCUUCAUCAUCAUCACGGGCCUCAGCGGUGCGUUUGCCGAGUCUGGGUCCGCGCAGAUCGGGCUGUCUGUCAUCCCGUUCUUGUUCGUCUUCUUUGCCGGAUAUGAUAUCGCCAUGACACCCUUCCUGACAGCCUACCCCUGCGAGAUCUGGCAGUUCAGCCUCCGCUCCCGCGGUCUAACAGUAACCUGGUGCUCGACGGUCGUCGCCAUCUUCAUAAACACAUUCGUCAACCCCAUCGCGCUGGAGGCCAUCCACUGGAAGUACUACAUCGUAUUCAUCGUCAUGCUGACGCUCCUGCUCAUCACCGUGUUCUUCGCGUACCCGGAGACGCGCGGCCACACCCUCGAGCAGAUGGCCGUCAUCUUCGACGGCGCCGACGCCGCGGUCCCGCCGCCCGCCGCGGUGAGCGAGAAGUCAGCGAUGAUGCAUGUGGUCACGCAUGCGUCUUCGUCUUCACAUACCGAGGAGGCGCAUCGCGGUGAGGUGGAGCGGAGGGUCUAACAAGGUUUUUUUAAUUGAAGGGUUAUUAUUCCGUGGCACACAGCUAGUAAUGGUACUCGCUGAAGGAAAGGGGGGUUUUAAGAUACAUGAGCUUACGUGACAAGACAUCCUAAUACAUACCUGAUGAAUGCACA
Molecule: messenger RNA, 2274 nt
Organism: Diaporthe batatas
Lineage: Eukaryota; Fungi; Ascomycota; Sordariomycetes; Diaporthales; Diaporthaceae
Exons: 3
Coding region: 569-2140 (523 amino acids)
Biological process (GO): transmembrane transport; carbohydrate transport
Cellular component (GO): membrane
Molecular function (GO): carbohydrate:proton symporter activity
Source: RefSeq, a predicted model, not a curated record